Molecule: messenger RNA, 507 nt
Organism: Trypanosoma grayi
Lineage: Eukaryota; Euglenozoa; Kinetoplastea; Trypanosomatida; Trypanosomatidae
Exons: 1
Coding region: 1-507 (168 amino acids)
Source: RefSeq, a predicted model, not a curated record
AUGGACUCUGUGGCUCUCGGCGUUAGUUCGCUCGUCCACCAAGCGGAAGCUCUUAACAUCCCCGUCGUUCGUAGCAGGUCCGUGGCGCUCGCCGUCGCCGUGGGCAUCCCCAUUGCGGUGCUGCUGCACGACACCGCCGGCCACUGGAUGCCAACGAAGUGGCAAAUCCCAAUUGUCUCUUGGUUUCGCCGCAAGUGGCGGCAGAACCCGGAAGAGAAGUCGACGCACUUGACUCUGGCGCGAAACGCCGUCAUGUUCUUUUUCGUGGCCAUGGCACUGAGCGAGAGCACGUUUUACCAGACCCCGAUGGACUACGUGGCGGACCGUGUCUCAAGUGCCCCCUCCACCAGGGCGUUUAACGACCGCAUUUACAAGGCCCGUCGCAACGCCUUCUCUGCCGCAACCGAUACGGUGGGUGAAGAGGGGCUCAAUGAGGCGAACGUCCGGCAACAGCGUGACACGGCGCUGCGUCGCCGCUUCGUUCACGACAGCCGCGCGGCAAACUAG